UCCUCCUCCAGGACCAAACUCUGGGGAGGGGACGUGCCUAUAAAUGCCUCGCAAGGCCAGCCGUGCCCAGCAAACCGAGAGCCGCAUCCUUGGGAGACACCGACAGAUCUGCAGACCCAGGAUGUCUCCGACCACCACCGCCUUCUUCUUCUUCAGCCUCGUGGGCUGCCUGCUCAGCGGAGGCGCCCAAGCGGCCGACUGCCCCAAGAACUGGCUCUCCUACGGCAGCCACUGCUACGGCUACUUCCCCCAGGAGCUGAGCUGGCAGAGCGCCCAGGCGCAGUGCCAGCGCAGCGGGGGACACCUGGCCUCCAUCCUGGACGAGGACGAGCACAAGGCGGUGGCCACGUACCUGCGGCAGGCCCAGCAGCUGGACGAUGAGGACGUCUGGAUCGGGCUCUCCAUCCCCAGCAGGAGCCAGGCCUGGACCUGGGUUGAUGGGAGCCAGCUGGGCUACUCGGCUUGGGAGAAGGACAAGAGCUACUUCGCCCUGGAAGGCGAGCACUGCGCCCUCCUCGAGGACUCCUCCGGGUUCCUGCUAUGGGACAAUGACUCCUGCUCCGAUGACAACCCCUUCCUCUGCAAAGUCUAGAGCCACAAAGGUCGUGUCCUGGUGACCUGGUGUGACCCCUAACCUCUUGCAUGCCCCCGCCCCACUUGCUGCUCCGUCUCAUCCAGCACAUUAUCCUCCUUUUCCACACCGUGUCCGGUCUUGUGGGCUCAAAAUAAAGUUGCUUCUAAACACAUCA
This is a messenger RNA of Anolis carolinensis (green anole), 749 nucleotides long. RefSeq names its product dromaiocalcin-1. The transcript is spliced from 6 exons. NCBI's taxonomy places the organism in Eukaryota, Metazoa, Chordata, Lepidosauria, Squamata, Anolidae. The coding region runs from base 44 to 592 and encodes 182 amino acids. Gene Ontology annotation, molecular function: signaling receptor activity. The record is from RefSeq and is a predicted model, not a curated record.